UAGACCUAUGUAUACAAUAUUACUUUCAUAUUUAGUCAGCAAGCAAGCUAUAUGGUGCAGGUCUCAAUCAUGAUAGCAGCACUAGGAUUCUUUAAUGUCUGGUGUUCUGCAUUUUCAUGAAUCAUAUAUCAUCCGGUGAAAGUUCUCCACAAGCCUAGCGUCCAGUGAGAUCAGCAUUCACAGCGAGGAUCAGAUGAAUUUGAUUGGAGAAAGCAUGCAGAAUAACAAGAAUGUUAUAUGUGAUGGAGAUUACAGGACUCCAUUGAGGGAUGUUUCGUUUUCUUCAUAUGCUCCUGGAAGUAGUACUAAGCAAAAAUCUAAUUUGAAACUGAAGGGAACAGCUGCCGGCAAUCAGACCAGACAAGAGACCAUUCAAUGCAUUGAAGGAGAUGAUACCAGUGAGCCAGCUUUUGUAAACGGUUUACAGAAGCAAAAUUCCUGCAGUAACAGGGUACCCAUUAGUGGGAGAGCCUUGGACUCAGAGAUAAGUAUAUUUCAAGCAGAAAAGUACUUCACUGAUCGAGAAGAGAAGGAAACAGAUGUAAAUCUUGAAUCCACAAAAGAGAGCUCCAAGCCAGGAGAGAAUUCCAAUUCUAAAGACAAAAUUCGGGCAAGAAACAAUAAGGUAUUGCUGUCUAAUCAUGAAUUAACUAAUUCUUGUAAUCUGAUUUCUUCCCCUGCAUCCUCCAUAGUCGUAGUCAAUCAGUGUUUUAGGCCAGGGGGAUCUACUCCAUCGACGUCCUCGGAGGCUAGCUGGAACAGCCGGUCUGGACUGCUUUCCAGGUCGUCCCGCAUUUCAGCAAGCAGAUCGCCUACAAAGGCAGGGCAAAAGUACUCUGGAAUGUGGGCAUUUUGUUGCAAAUGGCCUUGCUCGAGCAGGAAAUCUGUAGAGAUUGAGGAUACUCUAACGGAGUUUAAGCUGGCUUCCUCAGUGCCCAAUUCCUUGACCUCCCAUGCACCAUUGAAUUGUCCGCCCAGCUCGGCGAGGGAAUGUUAUCCCAGCCCAGGGAAAAAGGUUUUGGGAGAUUCUGACCGAGAAUGUUUGGGAGAACAACUUGAUCGGAAAAGCAACGAUGGAUUUACUUUCCCAAUUAUGUCUGCUAAAUCUCAAGAAGAGGUGAGGCAAUCAUUGGGAGUGUUCGGUUCUCCAUUUCCUGGUACACCCAAUCGCGAAGAGACUCGUAACUUCAACCCAGAUAUGGCCAUACCUCAGCUGAUCCAGCCCUCAGAUUUACAGGGGCGUUUGGUGCUCUUUAAUUUAGACAAGUCCAGAAAGAGUUUUACCUCCCACUCCAACCGUGAAAUUCAUAAGCUUGGAGAGAUCAGAAAUGAGGACUGUGAUCAAGGUAUGGAGAGCGAUUCGAGCUCAGAUCUUUUCGAAAUUGAGAGUGCCUCCUAUCCAUUGAGGGGGGAUUUUGAAGAUGAUACCUCCAAUACUCAGUCACAUAAUCAGUCUACAGCCUGCCAACUUGGCUUUCCAAAAUACUUUCAUUUUGGAGGGAGGGAAGAUGCAGUCACCUCCUCUGCAAAGAAUUGCUGUUAUGAGUCACAAAGAACAUUUGUCAGUCACCAGAGACAUUAAAUUUCGGUAGCUGUAGGUAGCUUCUUUGUGUUGUUUCUUAAUUUCUCACAUGAUGUUUGCAGUGGAUUUAAUGGGUGCUCUAACAGAUUUACAGACAAUUCAGCAGAUGGUGUAUUUCCCUAAAAACAGAGGAUCUCAUAAUCACAAACACUUCGACUGUGGUAGUCUGUUUAAAAUUUUAUUGUAUCAUUAACGUGGCACCUGUGUAUCAAUCAAAUUAUUAGGCUACGUUCACUAAGAGAUAAUGUCAAUUAGUGAGGUUUUGUCUAUGCAUUUACGUUGCAAUGCUUUCAUGAUUGAUUGCAUGAAGAUUUUGAUAGA
Messenger RNA from Cryptomeria japonica (Japanese cedar), 1903 nucleotides. Its product is annotated as protein PHYTOCHROME KINASE SUBSTRATE 4. The record is from RefSeq and is a predicted model, not a curated record. The transcript has a single exon. Gene Ontology annotation, biological process: phototropism. Lineage: Eukaryota; Viridiplantae; Streptophyta; Pinopsida; Cupressales; Cupressaceae. Bases 194 to 1582 code for a protein of 462 amino acids.